Protopterus annectens (West African lungfish) is the source of this 1035-nucleotide messenger RNA. RefSeq names its product ribosomal protein S4 X-linked (gene RPS4X). Gene Ontology annotation, molecular function: RNA binding; structural constituent of ribosome. Gene Ontology annotation, cellular component: cytosolic small ribosomal subunit; ribosome. Bases 29 to 967 code for a protein of 312 amino acids. The record is from RefSeq and is a predicted model, not a curated record. The transcript is spliced from 7 exons. Gene Ontology annotation, biological process: translation. NCBI's taxonomy places the organism in Eukaryota, Metazoa, Chordata, Ceratodontiformes, Protopteridae.
CAAAGCUGCCUGCAAUUACUAUGUCUAUAUGCAAUCUGUAGGGGUCGGUAUUUUCAAACUUAUACUUUGUUUUAGACGUUUCAGUCUGUACAAGAUUGUCCCUUUCAGCUCUACGUAUGUGACGUCAUUAUUUGCGUCGGGAAGCGUGAGGUGGUCCUUUUUUUCUGGUGAUCCAGCCAUGGCCCGUGGUCCAAAGAAGCACUUGAAGCGUGUUGCGGCACCAAAACAUUGGAUGCUGGAUAAACUGACGGGUGUAUUUGCACCACGUCCUUCAACUGGUCCACAUAAACUCCGAGAAUGCUUGCCUCUCAUAAUCUUCCUCAGGAAUCGCCUCAAGUAUGCCCUAACUGGUGACGAGGUGAAGAAGAUAUGCAUGCAGAGGUUCAUAAAGGUUGAUGGUAAGGUCCGCACCGACAUCACCUAUCCUUCUGGUUUCAUGGAUGUUAUUAGCAUUGAAAAAACGGGAGAACAUUUCCGGCUUGUAUAUGAUACAAAAGGGCGGUUUGCUGUUCACCGAAUCACUGCUGAAGAAGCCAAGUACAAGCUGUGCAAGGUCAGAAAAAUCUUUGUGCGCAAUAAAGGAAUCCCUCACUUGGUGACUCAUGAUGCACGCACUAUCCGUUACCCAGAUCCCCUCAUCAAAGUGAAUGAUACGGUGCAGAUCAACUUAGAGAGUGGCAAAAUAACAGACAUGAUCAAGUUUGAUACAGGGAACUUGUGUAUGGUAACUGGUGGUGCUAACUUGGGUCGUAUUGGUGUGAUUACCAACAGAGAGAGACACCCGGGCUCAUUUGAUGUUGUCCAUGUAAAAGAUGCUAAUGGCAACAGCUUUGCUACCAGAUUGUCAAAUAUUUUUGUUAUCGGCAAGGGUAACAAACCAUGGAUAUCCCUACCUCGUGGAAAGGGUAUCCGUCUUACUAUUGCUGAAGAGAGAGACAAGAGGAUUGCAGCAAAACAAACCAGUUAAAUUGCAAACAGGAAAAACUUGGCAUUUACGACUGUGAAUGUUUUGUCAAAUAAAAACUAUGUACAGAA